UUGCGCUUGUGGUAUAUUUUACAUUCGCUUAAGUACACAAAACUCGUCGCUCUCUCGUCCCUGGGAAUUUUGCAUAGAUACUUUUGUUUCCGGAUUUUUUAUACCUCUUCAUGCCCUCUUCACUUCCUUGUGUUGAGCGAAUAGAGGAACUGACCACAUUGUGACUAGAAUGAUCAUAGACUUUUCCCCCAAUGCUGAAUUACUUUUUAAUGUUUUAAAUUGAGAGUUUGAUUGUUGACUGCAAUUCGUUUUCGAAUUGGCGACUGAUCUUAUUCUCUAAACUUGGUGUGUGGCCAAAUAUAGAGAUGGCGGGACGCACUCAGCAGGGAGACCUGACAGAGUACAAAAAGAGUCUGAUUAAGCGGGACUUGGAGAUGGGAAUUGUGAUGACCGUGUACAGACAAAGAAUGGAGAGGUUAACCGUGCAGGUUAUCAUGGAGACCAGACAGGUGGCCUGGACACGUACCGCUGACAAGACCGAAGGAGUGUUGGACCUUUUUGAGAUCCGGGAAGUACGACCAGGAAAAAACUCUAAGGACUUUGAUCGAUUCAAGGACAACAAGGACAAAAUGACACCCCCAAACACAUGCUUUACCAUAUUCUACGGCUCUCAGUUUGUUCUAAACACUCUUAGUCUGGGGGCUGAUUCAGUGGAGGAUGCAGAAAAAUGGCUGACAGGAUUGGAGUUACUCAGACAGGAGACUUUGAUGGCUCACACACCAGAUAUUAUUGAGAGUUGGCUAAGGAAGCAGAUGUACUCUGUUGAUCAGACAAAGAAAAACAGUAUCACCCUGAAAGAGCUGAAGACUCUUUUGCCACAGAUGAACAUUAAAGUACCAAGUGGACGGUUUCUGAAGGACAGGGUUGCGGCGGUGGGAGCAAAGAAAGAAGUCCUGGAUUUUGAGCAGUUUCACAAAUUCUACAAUCUUUUGAUAUUUGAAAACCAGAAGUUGAUACUAGAGGAGUUUAAAAAGGAGUCCUGUGCCUUCAUCAUGGGUAACAAUGAUCAGCCUGUGCAACUGUCCGAUUUCCAGAGAUUCCUUUUAUAUCAGCAGAGAGAGACUUGGGCCAACAAUGUGAAUCAGGUCCGAGAGUUGAUGACCAUCUUCAUCGAUGAUACCAUGAGGAAGACCAAUGAUCCAGCCUUUACGGUUGAAGAGUUCCUUAGUUUUCUCUUUUCCAAAGAAAACUGUAUUUGGGAUGAGAAGUUCUCCGAGAUAUGUCAACUGGAUAUGAACAACCCUCUGUCUCACUACUGGAUCAACUCAUCACACAACACAUAUUUAACUGGUGAUCAACUGCGCAGUGAGUCAUCAACAGAAGCUUAUGUACGCUGCCUGAGGCUGGGUUGUCGCUGCAUUGAGUUGGACUGCUGGAAUGGUCCAGAGGAACCUAUCAUAUACCAUGGCUGGACAAGAACCUCCAAGAUAAAGUUUAAGGAUGUGGUGAAGGCCAUUAAUGAUCAUGCUUUUGCAACAUCUGAGUACCCUGUGGUGCUAUCCAUAGAGGAACACUGUGAUCUCAAGCAGCAGAAAAUCAUGGCUAAGGAGUUCAAAGAGGUUUUCCAGGACAAACUCCUGACCGAACCUCUGGAACCAGAGGCUCAACAAUUGCCCUCACCAACCCAACUAAAGGGCAAGAUCAUCUUAAAGCACAAGAAACUGAAUAUUGAUGGAAACUUUGGUAAAAAGGAUCUACGGAAAGGUGAUAAGCAGGGAGAGCUUUUCAUCUGGGAUCCAAUAGAUGAGAGAUGGUAUAAGCACUACUGUGUGAUUGAGAAUAAGAUGUUGUACUAUGCUGAAGAGAAUGAACUUGAAGAGGACAUUGGAAAGGGUACUGAGCUUCAUCAGGCAGAGCCCUGGUUUCACGGCAGGAUGUCAGAGGGCAGACAGACAGCUGAGAGACUGCUGCAGGAAUAUUGUGCCGAAUCAGGAGGGGUUGACGGAACGUUUCUAGUGCGAGAGAGCGACACGUUUGUCAACGAUUGCACCCUGUCAUUCUGGCGCGGUGGAAGAGUUCAGCAUUGUCGAAUCCGCUCCUGCAUAGAUGGAGGAAACUGUGUUUAUUUCCUCACAGACAACCUGCACUUCCCCAGCGUGUAUGCGCUCAUCCAGCAUUACAGAGAAAGCCUGCUGCGUUGUCAAGAUUUCAACCUGCGUCUCACUGAAUUUGUGCCUCGACCAGACCAGCACCUGCAUGAAGGGUGGUUUUACAGUAAUCUGAGUCGAGGUGAGGCAGAAGAUUAUCUGCUGAGGAUCCCUCGAGAUGGAGCAUUCCUCAUCAGACAGAGAGAAGAUUCAGACUCUUAUGCCAUCACCUUCAGAGGUGAAGGGAUGGUGAAGCACUGUCGGAUACACAAAGAUGGCUCUAUGUAUGUGCUUGGCACCUCAAGUGAGUUUGAGAGCUUGGUGGAACUGGUCGAGUAUUUCCGAAAGAAACCUCUUUAUCGGAAGAUCAAACUGCGUUACCCUGUGACGCCAGAACUAGUGGACCGAUUUAGUUCGAUAAACAUAUCUGCUUCACUUUAUGAAUCGAAACAGUAUGUCGAGGCCAACGAGAUAGAGCCGUCUCUGCCCCAGAGCACAGUGAAAGCCCUAUAUGACUACAGGGCCAUGCGACCAGAUGAACUUAGCUUUAACAAGGGUGCUUUGAUCCAUAAUGUGACCAAGGAGGCCAACGGAUGGUGGAAAGGAGACUAUGGAGGGAAACUGCAGCAAUAUUUCCCUUCAAAUUAUGUAGAAGAAGUGGCCAAUUCCUCACCUGAGGCCAGUUACCAGGGUGAGGAGGAAAAUCCAUUAGGUGACCUAUGUAAAGGGGUAGUGGACAUCUCAAAGUGUACUGUUGUUCGCUCAGCCAAACACGGCAGGCCUGUGGUAGUGACAUUGCAGGAUAAGGAAAAUAAAGAGGACAUGAUGCCAUUUGAUUUGGCCACCGAGACCACUGAGGAACUUUAUGAAUGGUAUCAGGUGGCCUGGGACAUCACACAGAGAGAGGAAAACCAAAAGUUUGAGAAAAGAAAACAGGAGGAGGUUGAGAGCAAAGAGGAAGUUGCCAGUGAGAUGUCAGAAAUAGUCGUUUACUGCCAGCCUCGCAGCAAAGAUAAGGACCGCUUUGACAAUUAUACCUACAAAGAGGUCCGCUCCUUCAUAGAGAAUAAGGUACCCAACAAAAGCAAGUCAACUCAACUGAUUAGGUAUAACCGCAAAGCACUGAGCCGCAUCUACCCUAAGGCACAAAGGGUGGAUUCCUCCAACUAUGACCCGUAUCCUCUGUGGAUGUGUGGCUGCCACAUGGUGGCUCUUAACUUUCAAAAUGCAGAUAAGUACACUCAGCUGAACAGCGCUCUCUUCAGUCUGAACGGAGGCACUGGAUAUGUCCUCCAGCCUGAGAUGAUGCGGUCAGAUAAUUAUGACCCUUAUCAAGAGAAGAAGAAUGUCAAAUAUACCAUCACCAUUAAGGUGAUAGCAGCACGGCAUCUACCCAAACCUGGUCGCAGCAUUGCCAGCCCCUUUGUAGAGAUCGAACUAUGUGGCCAAACAGAUGACAACAAAUUCAAGACUAUUGUUUGCCAUGAUAAUGGUCUGUACCCUGUGUGGCUUGGGCCACAACAUCAGCCUUCAGAGGAAGUUACUUUCACCGUAUAUGAGCCAGAUCUCACCUUUUUACGUUUUGUUGUCUUUGAGGAGGACAUGUUCUCUGACCCCAAUUUCCUGGCCCAGGCAACUUUCCCUGUGAAAGGUGUCCGCAGCGGGUAUCGGUCUGUCCCUUUAAAGAACGGCUUCAGUGAAAACCUGGAGCUUGCAUCUCUUCUGGUGUAUGUUGAUACACAGCAGGUGGAGAAAGCACAGGAAGAACUCUACUCCUCCUCAAAGCAAUUGCAAAAGAAGGCAGAGUUUAGCAGUGAAUUCUGCCUCUACGACACUCACUCCAACCUGCAGCGUGCCACAGCCCCUCAUCGUCGUGAUGACCUCUCGCAAGAGUUCACAUACACUGAGAAAAAGAUAAAUAAACAGCAAAAAAUAAACAACAGCAAGUUCUACUCUUGAGGAAAUAACUGUUGAAUGUUUAGUUGCCUCCCUCCAUGGUUCUAAUGUUCUUAAGGGUCUCUUCCUCUUGGGUGCUGCUGCUCUAUUACUGCUGGUGACCUCACAGACCACAAAAAAAUGGGAAGUUGCAGCCAUCUCACUUUUGUGCACACAAGAAUAAAGUCUCUUUUGAAGGUGUAAACUAUCAGCUAAAUGUUCUGCCAGACUCCCAAGAGCUGUAAGCUGUAAACCUCUUUAUAUUGGGUUGAAACUGGAUGAAGGUUUUUGUGUUAACUGUGAAACUGUUAAUCAGCUGUCGUAAUCAGAUUGUAACAUUUCUCAUUUAUAUAUUUUGCACUGUAUUAAACUCUUUCUUUUUUCCUAUUGAAAAUAAGGAAUGCAUUAUAUGAAAUAACAUAAUCAAGGCAUGUUAUUUAUUUUGUUUCUUUUCAUGUUUUUAAUAUGCGCAUUAGUUUGGUCAGAUAUUGAACAUAAUAAUAAAAUGUUAAAAGAGGUUAAUGUGCUACGAGUGAUAAUUGUCGAUUUGAAACCUAGAAUCUGAGUGUAAAAGUUUACAGUUGACAAGCAUGUGUCAACUUCUGUCAUAAUGAUGUCACCCAUACUUGUAUACACACAUGUGUAUAUAUACACACCGAUCAGCCACAACGUUAAAACAUCAGCCUAAUAUUGUGUAUCCACCCCAUCCCCCCUGCGCUGCCAAAAGAGUGCCAACCCGCAUCUCAGAAUAGCAUUCUCUGAUGAUAUUCUUCUAACCAAAAUUGUACAGAGUGGUUAUCAGAGCAAAUCCCAGGAGAUCAGCAGUUACAGAAAUGCUCAAACCAGCCCAUCAGGCACCAACAAUCAUGCCACUGUCCAAAUCACUGAGAUCCCAUUUUUCCCCAUUCUGAUGAUUGAUAUGAAUAUUAACUGAAGCUCCUGACCUGUUUCUGUAGGAUUUUAUGCUUUGCACUGCUGUCACACGAUUGGCUGAUUAGAUAAUUGCAUGGAUGUUUGAUGGUGCCAGAUGGGCUGGUUUGAGUAAUUCUGUAACUGUUGAUCUACUGGGAUUUUCACACACAACAGUCUCUAGAAUUUACUCAGAAUGGUGCCAAAAACUAAAAACAUCCAGUGAGUGGCAGUUCUGUGGAUGGAAAUACAUUGUUUAUGAGAGAGGUCAACAGAGAAUAGACAGACUGGUUUGAACUGAGUCUACGGUAACUCAGAUAACCACUCUGUACAAUUGUGGUGAAAAUAGCAUCAGAGAAUCUGAGAGGCAGGUUGGCGCUGUUUUGGCAGCACGAGGGGGACCUACACGAUAAUAGGCAGGUGAUUUUAAUGUUGUGGCUGAUUGGUAUAUAUACAGUACUCAGCAUUAAUGAGUGCACCCCCUCUGAACAUAAAGAUAUAAUUCUAUUUCUAAAUGAUUACUAUUACAAUUUAUGCAAAGAUGACAAAAUUGAAAUUUAACAUAUACUUAAUAACAUAAUCGAAAUAUAUGUUAUCAAUAUCUGUAAAAUAAUUAAAUUAGGCAGUUUUCCUUAAGUAAAGGGUUGCAAAAAUGAGUACACCCUUGAAUAAAUUCAAAUAGUGUACAAUAUUUUAGUAGAAUGUCUUCCUUAACUUUUAAAUACUGCUCUGACCCUUCUUGACAUCAAGAGUGUACAAGUUCAUGACACAUUGUCACGCUCUUCCACUUCCACUCCUGGAGGAUAACCUCCUUGUGUACUCCUUGGGCAUGGUCAUGGUAAACAUCUGUGAGUUCAUUAUGCCAUUGAUGAAGUACAAUUCCCCCACACCUUCAGCACACUUAAAUCCCCAUAUAAGAACUUUGUCACCACUGUACAUUACUGUGGGUACCAUGCAUUUUGGAUUCCAUCAGAUCCAAAAACAAAAAAUGACUUUAGGCUCAUGAGACAAGCUUUUAGAUUCUCAAAGGUCUGCACCUUAUCAGUAUGGGCCUUGGCAAAUACUAAACAAGCUUUUUAUGCUUUGGGUUCUUCAGUGCCUUCCUGUGUGGAUGACAACCAUGCAUUCCACUUCUUUGCAGUGUGUCUUACUGUGUGAUAUGAAACAGUCCAUCCAGUUUGCCAGCUCUGAGGCAUGUGCUUUGCAAUUCUUAGCAAAAAUCGCUCAUUAUGAGGUGAAAGCUUACAGUGAAUGUUUGAACAUUUCAGCAAUCUUGUCACAAAUCUAUACAUUUAGAAUGUCUGUGUUUCUUUUGCUACUGUGUUUUGAGCCAAUAACAGUGAUUUGCUAAUACUCUUGAACCAUUGUUCCCUUUUGUGCAAUUAAAUCAUAUUCUUUUUUUUGGCAUGUGGUUUUUGACAUGUGGUCCACAUGUUGUCGGCAUUGAGUCUGAGAGUGAUUCAAUGAGCUAAGUAACAUUCUACACUUUAACCAACUUGUCUAUUUGAGUGUGUUGGUUCAAUAGAAUAAUCUGUUGAUCAAUGUCCCUCA
This is a messenger RNA of Xyrauchen texanus (razorback sucker), 6482 nucleotides long. RefSeq names its product phospholipase C, gamma 2 (gene plcg2). The record is from RefSeq and is a predicted model, not a curated record. The coding region runs from base 306 to 4046 and encodes 1246 amino acids. Gene Ontology annotation, molecular function: phosphatidylinositol-4,5-bisphosphate phospholipase C activity; protein binding. Gene Ontology annotation, biological process: phospholipid catabolic process; phosphatidylinositol-mediated signaling; positive regulation of epithelial cell migration. The transcript has 33 exons. Lineage: Eukaryota; Metazoa; Chordata; Actinopteri; Cypriniformes; Catostomidae.